AUGAAUCGCUAUACAGUGUCGAAGCAGUUAGGGGAUGGUACCUAUGGAAGUGUCAUCCUUGGCAAUGUCAAGGAAACUGGGGAGAAAGUUGCUAUCAAGAAGAUGAAAAAGAAAUAUUAUUCAUGGGAGGAAUGUUUAGAUUUACGUGAGGUCAAGUCAUUAAGAAAGUUAAACCAUCCAAAUAUAAUCAAGUUAAAAGAAGUAAUUAGAGAAAGUGAUAUGCUAUAUUUCGUUUUCGAAUUUAUGAAAGAAAAUUUAUACCAGAUGACAAAGGAAAGGAGUAAAUUAUUUCCUGAGUCUGUUAUUAGAAAUAUAAUAUAUCAAGUUUUACAAGGCUUAGCUUUCAUGCACAAACAUGGAUUCUUUCACCGAGAUUUAAAACCUGAGAAUUUACUAUGUUCUGGUCCAGAUUUAGUUAAAAUAGCUGAUUUUGGUUUAGCUAGGGAAAUCAGAUCUCGACCUCCAUACACAGAUUAUGUUUCUACAAGAUGGUACAGAGCUCCAGAGGUCUUACUACGCUCUACCAGUUAUAGUUCACCUAUUGAUGUAUGGGCUAUUGGUACCAUCAUGGCAGAACUCUACAUGCUAAGACCUCUCCUUCCUGGAAGUUCAGAGAUAGAUCAGAUAUUUAGAACUUGUAACACAUUGGGCACUCCAAGACAGGAAGAAUGGAAGGAGGGCUAUCAAUUAGCAUCAGCUAUGAACUUUAAAUGGCCUCAAUGUACAGCAACUAGUUUAAAAUCAUUAAUACCCAAUGCCAGCAAUGAGGCCUUACAUUUGAUGAAAGAUAUGAUGAUGUGGAAUCCAGCCAAACGACCUUCAUCAGCUCAAAGUUUACGAUAUCAAUAUUUUCAAGUUGGUCAGAAUCUUGGUAUUCAGCCAAGACCACCGUUUUCUAGUAAUGGUAUAAAUGCAGCAGAUCGUAAAUCCCCAGUUCAAUCUCCUCCUAGAACCAUACCAGACAAUAAACCUUUAUCAGAUAACCUAUCUUCAUUAUUACCAACUAUCUCUAAUACCAAAAAAGAAGAAAGUGUAAGUUUAUAUUUUGUUAUGAAUACUUAG
Messenger RNA from Lottia gigantea (owl limpet), 1062 nucleotides. RefSeq lists its product as hypothetical. Bases 1 to 1062 code for a protein of 353 amino acids. Gene Ontology annotation, molecular function: protein serine/threonine kinase activity; ATP binding. Gene Ontology annotation, cellular component: cytoplasm; nucleus; cilium. NCBI's taxonomy places the organism in Eukaryota, Metazoa, Mollusca, Gastropoda, Lottiidae. Gene Ontology annotation, biological process: cilium assembly; intracellular signal transduction; protein phosphorylation. The transcript is spliced from 8 exons. The record is from RefSeq and is a predicted model, not a curated record.